This is a messenger RNA of Sesamum indicum (sesame), 384 nucleotides long. NCBI's taxonomy places the organism in Eukaryota, Viridiplantae, Streptophyta, Magnoliopsida, Lamiales, Pedaliaceae. The record is from RefSeq and is a predicted model, not a curated record.
UCCGUUAACUCAAGCUGAAGUCGAGCCUCAAAUAUACUUAGACAAUUCACAUAUUGCCGACCAACGAUGGACAUGGUGACGAAGUUAGGGACGGAGAAGCCGGUGGUGAUAUUCAGCAAAACCAAUUGCGGCAUAUCCCACGCAAUAAGUACACUUAUACGUGGAUUUGGGGCGAACCCUACGGUCCAUGAGCUCGAUGAGCUUCCAAAUGGACAUGAGAUCGAGAAGGCAUUGAUGGCGUUAGGGUGCAAUCCUAGUGUGCCGGCCGUGUUCAUAGGAAAGCAAUUCAUCGGUGGAUCGAAUGAGAUCAUGAGCCUCAAUAUAAGGGGCAAGCUCAAGCCAUUGCUCAUCAAUGCCAAUGCUAUAUGGAUAUAAAUCACAAAA